CUGAAUGAGCCCUCCAGUUACCUGCCAGCCAUUCGGACUCAGACUCUGCGUGAUCCAGAUCCAAUGCAUGGAGUAAAAUCUCUUGAACAAACGGAAGCCAGACUUUGGAAUCCUUUCCUGAUGUACUUGGAGAACUCCGAGCAGAGUGAGGUCUCCGGGGACGGGGGGCUGUCUGCUGGGGCCAUGCUUGCUGAACAAUGCCCGGUUCCCAGUUUAACAGAAGCUGUGGAUUUAAGUGGCCCUUUAAAGGGAAGUGCCGAACUUGGCAUGCAAGUUUUUGUGGAAUUUACGGAGCAGACUGUCAGCAAGGAAAUGGACUCUUCUAUUGUUUGUCUGGAUAUCUGCAACAGGGGUAGAGAUGAGACCGCAUCGUGCACAUAUUGCAAUGGACACUGUGAGAGAUUUGAGCAAUACCCAGAAAGCGACAGGUUUUUCGAUUCCGACCAGAUCCUCGAUCAGUGUGAAACUCCUGGGUUAAGCCAAGCAUUUGAGAAAUGUGCUCACCACUGUGUGAGCUUUAAACCUCGCAAGUCUUCUGCGCACUCCGCUAAUCAUAGCUUAGCUUCCGAAUGUAGUUGUUGCUGUGAACAGUGUGCAGGACGGCUCCUGUUAUUUCAGCAGCGUAAUCCCUCUGAUCAACAGUUUGAGUCUUUUGACUCUGAGCCAGCUUUAGUGGCCGUGGACUGUGAGGGUUUGGGGCAGUGUGAGAUGUCUGAUUUCGUACCUGAUUGCACAGGGUUAGACCACCUUGGGUUGCUGCAACAAUACGAACCCUCUGAUCAGCAGUACGAGUGCUCUGACUCUGAGCCCGACACGUCGACAGAAGACUCUGAGCAAUGUGAAACGACCAUUUUCACUCGCAGUAUCUCCAACUCGAUGGACUUAUUGGACUGCGGGGCCGAACUUUAUGAGUACGAUGAAUGCACCAAAGAAGACGGCGGAGAGAGCUGUCCAACCGAAGGAGAAGGCGAGCAAAGUGAUAUCGAGCCUAUCGAUGACGAGUCCCUCACAUUAUCACAGGACGCGAACACCUCACAGUUCGACCGGCCCGUUCGGGUUUAUUUUGAGGACCGUAAAGAAGUUCCCUCGGCAAGUGACUGCUGUGAGACGCACCAGCUCGCUGAGGAGAACUUGGCGCAAGCCCUAUCCACCGAGGACUGUGUAGUGUGGGGAACGGCCUAUUCCGACACAAGCCAAGAGCGUGACGAAGAGAGUGCUACUCCGGAGCAGUCUGAGUUUGGGGAGGAAGAAGAAGAUUCUUCAGAUUGCUCUUCCAUUGAAACCAAAUCCUUCAAGACCUGUCCCGACGGCAGCAUUGCCUCAGACCACUGCUCUGAUUCAUCCGGGGAAUCCGAGCAAGCCGCUCAGGAGGAUUCAACCGAUGAGCACACACAGUGGGAAUCUUUUGAGGACGACGAUGAAACGCUCCAAAGCGAUAUUGACGGAAGCGACGAGGGCGAAAAGAAAACGCCCGCCGCUGACUCUGUUGUCGAGGACUUUUUUGAUCUGUUCGACAGCGGUGACUUCUACGGGCGCGCGUUUGCACAGAAGCAGCAUUACAUCUCUUGCUUCGACGGUGGAGACAUCCACGACCGCCUGCACCUUGAAGACGACCGACGCAAGGCGCAGACGCUGGCUGAAAAAAAUGCGUUUGAAUCUGAAGAAGUCAGUGAGGACAUUCAUGUGCAGGAAACCGAUGCAUGUUUGGAUGCUCUGGAAGAAGCUUAUGAAGAUACUUGGGAGGAAGAUACAAGCCAGAGAGGUGUUGCCUCUUUUGAGUCCGAUGACGACUCGGGUCUAGCUGGGGAUGAAGUUGAGGAAAAUGAAUCUCAGUUGCAUACAGAGGAAGAUGAGAACCCUCCGUUUGACAGCCAUGUUUCUGAAAUCGAUACUGAAGAAAAAGAAGAAGAAGAAGAUGACAAAGAAGAAGCUGAGCUGUGCCUGUUUUCUGUUAAGGAAAGUAGUAGUAGCCCAUGUGCAGGGGAAAUCUCUGUUGAAGAUGACGCUUAUGAAGAUGAAGCAUUUGCCGCUCGGCAUUAUGAAUCUCUUCAGGUCAAUACCGCUACCACUAAUGAUUUACUGGCUACUGUCUCUGAGCCUGAAGACCAAGCACUUGACGCUUGUUCCGAGCUGGAGCCAUAUUGGUCACUUGUUGAUCAGGAGGGCGACGGGGAGACGUUUGAGCUCAGUGUCGAGGAAUACUAUGCAAAUCAGAUAAAAAGCAUCCAGUCAUCUGUCAAACAAGCCCUGAAUGGAUUUAUCCUGCAAAGAACAUUGUGCGAUCAUGUAAUCCACAGGGAUGCUUCAGAGGAGUGCAAAGAGGUCCAAUUUGGAAUUACCAAAGUUAUCACACUGAGGGAUGAUUCGGCCAACGGCUCCGUUGGGGAAAAAGCCACCGAAGAAAAAGCUCCCGAAUCAGCCUGUGACCGUGAAUUCAGUGACGUGUCAAUAGCAAUAAAUCCUACUUUGGAUAUUAUUCACAGUGUUGUCUCACAACUUACAAAAAACGAGGGAAGGGUUGUGCCGACGUUGGUCAGAAGGCCCGAGGGAAACGAGGCCUCAGAAGAAGGCGUGGAUUCAGAAGAGGAGCAGAGUGAUGACGAGUCCACCGAGCCUUGCCAAUGCGAGUACUGCCUUCCACCAAUCCAGGAGCUACCGGCCAAACCUCUGCUGCCACAGCUGAAAUUGAAUGAUGCAGGAAAGAUCUGUGUGGUCAUUGAUUUGGAUGAAACUCUAGUGCACAGUUCAUUUAAGCCAGUGAACAAUGCUGAUUUUAUCAUUCCAGUGGAAAUUGAUGGAACGGUUCACCAGGUGUACGUGUUGAAGAGACCCCACGUCGAUGAAUUCCUCAGAAGGAUGGGGGAGCUGUUCGAAUGCGUCUUGUUCACCGCCAGCUUAGCCAAGUAUGCGGAUCCUGUUUCGGACCUGUUGGACAAAUGGGGGGCUUUCCAGAGCCGUCUCUUCCGGGAGUCGUGUGUCUUCCACAAAGGGAAUUACGUGAAAGACUUGAGUCGUUUAGGAAGAGACCUCAACAAGGUCAUCAUCAUUGAUAACUCCCCCGCUUCCUACGUCUUCCAUCCCCAAAAUGCGGUCCCGGUAGCGUCCUGGUUUGACGACAUGUCGGACACCGAGCUGCUCGACCUCAUCCCCUUCUUUGAGAGACUAAGCAAAGUGGAGGACAUCUACGAUGUUCUGCAGCAGCAUCAGAUGACUUCAAGUUAACGGCGGGAGGAUGUCGGUUGAACAGAAUAACCAGCAGCUGCUGUCACAGGCCCACUGAGGCCUGCUUCCAUUUACAAGGACCACACUGCAAAAUAAAUCCUCAUUAAAUCUGGUAUUCUUACCGCAUGUUGCAUCACAAAGUGAGAAGCCGUCCUGCAGGAGAUCGUGGAUCCAAUCCAAAGGAGUUUAGUUUUUUGUAAUGCUGGAUAAGGACUGAAUAUCAGAUUCAAUGACUCCUGUAGAUAUCUUUUGCAGUGCUGCUACUUUACUGUUGUCGUUUAGUGACAGCAGUGACCCGUGAAAGUGUGUAAACGCAGGUUGUUGUUGGGUCUUUCUCAUUUCAGAACAGUUUCAUAAGUGAUAUUACUUUAAUAAUAUGAGAAACCUGAAGUCAACAAGGUAUUGAAUCUUUAAACCCUACUAACUUGUUUCUGUGUUGCUGCUUAAAAUGGCCCAAUGUAUAUCUAGUAAAAGACAAUCAUCAACAUAAGAACAUUUCCAUGUUUUUCAAACAGACUUUUCCGAUGUGCACUUCCGUUACAUCUUUGGAAAUCUGAGAACAAAUGCUGUGUGUGUGGUACAGAACACCCUCAUGCUGUUAUUCAUUGGUUGACCUCGUAUCAUCAUCAUCAUCAUCAUAUCAACACACAGCGUUAGGAUCAGCACUAAGGAAACACAUCUACCUGUAUACAGCAGGCAGUGGUUUGGAUUCGGUUUAAAUGCUUUUGGACCUGUUUUUUUUGUAGCUUUUAGUUGACUUGAGGAGGAGGAGGAGGAGGAAGCUGUAACCUGCUACGUCCAACUAUAGACAUUUGAUUUUUGAAAGAGUAUUUUGAUCCCUUAACUUUUAAACCGUGCAAGAAAAUAAUGCACUAAUGUAAUUGCAGUGCCGUAUCGAGCUGUAAAUACCGUUUAACUUGUUCCAGACGCGCUGAUUUACUUCAACUCAGUCUGGAGCGAGUGUGUAUACGUGUGUGUACGUGUGUGUACGUGUGUGUACGUGUGUGUGUGCGCAUGAGGAUUUGUGAGUGACCACAUGCCUCAGUGUGAGAAAAAAGAAGAUACUUUUAACUUUAAGUGCAAACCCAGAACCUGUCU
This is a messenger RNA of Pungitius pungitius (ninespine stickleback), 4320 nucleotides long. Its product is annotated as carboxy-terminal domain RNA polymerase II polypeptide A small phosphatase 1-like. The record is from RefSeq and is a predicted model, not a curated record. Gene Ontology annotation, molecular function: RNA polymerase II CTD heptapeptide repeat phosphatase activity. Bases 64 to 3222 code for a protein of 1052 amino acids. The transcript has 6 exons. NCBI's taxonomy places the organism in Eukaryota, Metazoa, Chordata, Actinopteri, Perciformes, Gasterosteidae.